ACGACCGGAAAUUAUGUACACAUGUCGUUGUCGCAGUGUCAAGUAACAGAUUCUGUUUUGCAUUUACUGACUUUUGACAUCGAAACAUUUCAGUGCAUCGAUUCGUUUUGUGGCAAUUAUUCAUAGUGCACAUAUGGCUUAUCCAGGAUAUGGCGGGUAUGGAGGACCAAUGCAAGGCAUGCCACUCCAGCGUAUGCCCAUGCAGGGUGGACCCAUGGGAGGCCCACCCCAGGCAUGCUACCCCCAGAAUGGUGGAGGCUACCCAGGGACCUUUGGUGCUCCUCCUCAGCAGGCUGUUAACGACCCCAUGUGGGGGUACUUUACUACCAUAGCAGGACAGGAUGGGGAGAUUGAUGCAGAGGAGCUUCAGAGGUGUCUUACACAGACUGGUAUCAGUGGCACCUAUACUCCCUUCAGUUUGGAGACAUGUCGAAUCAUGAUCGCAAUGCUGGAUAGAGACAUGACCGGAAAGCUGGGCUUCAAUGAGUUCAAGGAGCUGUUUGCUGCCCUGAGUGGCUGGAAGCAGAACUUCAUGAUGUUCGACCAGGACCGGAGUGGCACGGUGGAACCCCAUGAGAUGAGCCAGGCCAUCUCCGCUAUGGGCUACAUGAUCAGCCCACAAGCUCUGAACGCUAUCAUCAAGCGCUACAGCAAGGCUGGCCGAAUCUACUUUGACGACUAUGUGGCAUGUGCUGUGAAGCUUCGCGCCCUCACAGAGAGCUUCAGGAGGAGAGACCAGAUGCAGCAGGGGGCUGUCAACUUCCAAUACGAUGACUUUAUCCUGUGUACAAUGUCCGUCUGAGUGGUGUGGCCCGGCCCAUCCCAGGCUGGAGUGCUGGAACCAGAGAGAGGGACCCUUCAACCGGUGGUCUGGGGCUCGCUGACCACUUCCCCUAAAUAAUGGAAAGGCACCAAUCAAUAUUAGCCAAGUGUUCUUAGACUGAGUCCCAUAACCAACUUAAAAUGGGGAAAGCGGUUACAACAGAAACUGCUUGUUUGCUUGCCAUAAUCUCUGCCUUUCUUGUACGCUAUGCAAGAAUGUGCAGAUUUGCCAGAUAUCAAAUGGCGUGUUUCUAAAUGUAUCUGCUUGUUGUAAAUUCUGUUGCUAACUGACUGGUAGAUUCUAACAAAAGGGAUAGCAAAGAUGUUACUGAUCUUUACGAUGAUUUAUUUUGUGCCAUUACAAUCUCAGAUCAUACGGUUCCCAUAUUCAUCCCCAUCACUGUAUAGGUUCAGUUUUAUAACCACUAUAUUGUUUUAUAACCACUAUAUAAAAGGUGUGAAUUACUUUUACAUUAAACACUCCAUACAUUUUAAAGUAUAGAUAUAUAAUAUUUUUAUUACAAAUAUACAGUUAUGCUGGCUUUACAUUUUUUAAGAUAACUUGUCAAAAAAAUGUGUCUAAUACAAUUCUAUAUGCAUCUCUUGAUUUGAAUAAAAUGUGGCCUAACAUAUAAUGAACAAAUUAAUCAAACAUUAGGGCAUCCACAACUAUAUCAAUAACCCGCACUGUGGUAAACAUGCACUGUUAUUCCUUUGCAAAGAAAAGCAUGCAUUAACUACCACUAACAAUUAUGUCAACAAUUAUUUUGUGAUAACCUGCAUUUUCAUAGUUCAGGGAGAAAUAUUUAUCAGACGACAUGUAGUUAAUAGUACUUCAUGACCUUUGGGGCAUUCAUCAGUGAUAUUGGUGUUAUUCACAACACAAUAAACUCAUUUUGUAGUC
Molecule: messenger RNA, 1726 nt
Organism: Coregonus clupeaformis (lake whitefish)
Lineage: Eukaryota; Metazoa; Chordata; Actinopteri; Salmoniformes; Salmonidae
Gene: gca
Product: grancalcin
Exons: 8
Coding region: 134-802 (222 amino acids)
Molecular function (GO): calcium ion binding
Source: RefSeq, a predicted model, not a curated record